AACCCCCCAACAAAACCAAAGAUGGAAAAGAAGCACCUUUCUGCUUCUUCAUCAAAAAUGGCAGUAAAAAAACCCAGUCUCUUUUUCAUCUACAUUUCCUCAGUUGGCUCAUUGCUCUAAUUGGUUAAUUUACACUUCUCCCAUUAAAUCCUUUCAACUGCCAAAUACCCCCCAAAAAAAAAACUCAAAAAAUCCUCUGUUUUCUUCUCUGUUUCUUCUACUCAAAAACCGCCAUUGAAAUGACCUCCAUAAGCUUACAAGAGCUCCAUCUUUACCACUCCAUUGACAGAGAAAUCUUCUCCCGUUUGCUCAUCAAGCUCUCUCGAGACCCCGCUCAGUCCCUCCUAAUCAUCUCUCUUUGGCUAUGGCUCGAAGAACAGGGCUUCACCAAUUUCAUUUUCAGAAUCAUGCCUCUCUCCGACCCUUUAUUGAAUUUUCUAGCCAAUGAAGCUGUUUUCUGUCUCAGCUGCUUAGAUUCCAACAAUCACGCCACCGGGCCCCACCCCACCGUACUUCCUGCCACCUCGACGGCGGCCGGAAGAGAAAUUCCGGUUGAGAUGUUCAUCCAAAACCGUUUCAGGGCAAUCAGUGGGGUGAAGUACUUUCUCACUCAUGUUUGUGCUCGGAUUUUCACAGACAUUUUGGAGAUUGUUUUGGGUAGAACUAAUUCUCAAUCGAAUGAGGCUUUAGUGAUUCAUGGGUUCCCACAUCCGAUCUUUGGUUCGAUCACAAUUAUCCCCAAAUCCUUGGACCAAAAUUUUCCGACCGGCGGGCUGUGGGGGUGGCCGUCCGCAGACGGCGGAAUGUCGGAAGACGAUCGGACUCUGUUUCUUACAUUUUCACGAGGUUUUCCGGUGACGGCGGAGGAAGUGAAGGGGCUUUUUGCAGAGGCAUUUGGAGACUGUGUUGAGAGUAUUCAAAUGGAGGAAGUUCCGGCCGGCGAGCAGCCGCUGUAUGCUCGAAUGAUGAUGAAUUCGGUGGUCGCCGUCGAUCAGAUUCUCGACGGGAAACGAAUUGCUAAGUUUCGUAUUAAUGGGAAACACAUUUGGGCUCGAAAGUAUGAGCGGAGAUCGGAGUUAUUGAUAUGAAACAGAACAACCCAUUUCGGAAAAAAUGAACAUCUUUGUGGGUUUUGAACAAAAAUGCCAACUUUGUAGUUUAACUUAAACAAUUUUCACAAAUUUCUUCUUGUGCGUGUGUGUGUUUUUGGUCUCCUUAUGUUUCAU
This is a messenger RNA of Benincasa hispida (wax gourd), 1226 nucleotides long. RefSeq lists its product as uncharacterized. Lineage: Eukaryota; Viridiplantae; Streptophyta; Magnoliopsida; Cucurbitales; Cucurbitaceae. The record is from RefSeq and is a predicted model, not a curated record.